AUGUCGAAAACAAUUUGGGGUUGGAUUUAUUCUUGGUUGGGUGAUGGUCACCAACUUUCCAUGGAGGAUUUGAUGGACUUCCGUUAUAUCAAAGAGAAGGUGAAGAACGCUAUUGAUAGGAACAAGAUCAACACUAUUUGGACCGCUACUACUUGGAGCUUAUGGCUCAUGAGAAACUCCAUAAUAUUCGAGAAUGUUCCUUAUAGUUUUGAUGUGGUGUGUUCAAAUGUCUUGUUCUUGUCUUGGAGGUGGCUAGUUAGUAGCAAUCCUUUGUCUUUUUCUAGCUUUUACGAUUGGUACAAGUUGCCACUGGGUUGUUUUAUCCCUUUGUAA
This is a messenger RNA of Vicia villosa (hairy vetch), 333 nucleotides long. RefSeq lists its product as uncharacterized. The record is from RefSeq and is a predicted model, not a curated record. The transcript has a single exon. Lineage: Eukaryota; Viridiplantae; Streptophyta; Magnoliopsida; Fabales; Fabaceae. Bases 1 to 333 code for a protein of 110 amino acids.